GUUGCAUGUCGGGGUAUAUCUGUUGUUUACAAGAUGGUGGAGGAUGAAAUAGUGCUGUGACUCAAACAAAAACAACAAUCAGACUUUCAGACUUUCUGUCACGCUUCAAACUCGCUUCAGCGACGUGUCGUUGAACAUCGUUCAGCGUUUUAACGGGACCGGCGCAGACUCGAGCGGCUGGAUGUCGUCACAGCAGCUCUCUGACUGACAGCACGUUUUAUUUUUUGCACUGUCACUGACAGACAGGCAGACAGACAGAGCGACAGACAGGUACAGACUGUAUCCCUGAUCAAAGGACUGUAAAUUGGACCUGCAGGACGAUUCCUGAAUCCAGCCGAAUGAACAGAGCGGCUGCAAAGCAUCUAAUUGAGCGCUACUUUCGGCAGUUAACUGAAGGCUGUGGAAAUGGCGACUGCACGAAUGAGUUUUGCGCAUCAUGUUGUGAUUUUCAACCUUUGGAUAACAAUUCAGCAGCUGCCAAAGCGCUUGAGCUGUUUAAGAUUAAUGCCAAACUCUGCAAUCCUCACCCGUCCAAGAAAGAAACUGACGCCGCGCAGUCAGACUCCUGUGAACACGAAAACACUCAUCUUGACGGUAAGAUGAGCAACGCGGACCUCUUUCCCCUCAAGGAGGAUUUCUCAGAUGUUCACUAUCUCACAGAGAACACAGUAUGUAUGAUCCUGAGUUCCUGCGAGGAGAAAGGGGACUACUCCGCUCUCGUCCGCAUCAUCGGCAGGAUUUUCUCCAACGCUGAGGCCCUGAUGAAGUGCUUCAGGAAGGAUGAACCCAACGCUACUGAAAACCAUGACUCUUUUAAACCAACCGAUGCGGACAAGCACGAGAAGCAAAAGUCAGAGGAGAUGGGUGCUUCCUCUGCAGCUGCUUCACCAGACGAGGGUGCUAACGAAAUGUUCGACCCUUGUGAGGUUACGGUGGACAUCUGCGCUGUGAGGAGGGUCUAUGACAGACUUCUGAACAUCGACCAGGUGGAGGCAGCUCUCGUAAACGCAAUUAUUUUCCUCACUCCGAAUAUGGAACUUGACCUGGAGUACCUCGAUGUGUACGAAACAAACCCCGAUUACCUGAAUAUCUUCAUCAUCGUGUUGGAGAACAGUAACCUCCACAGCCCAGAGUACCUGGAGGUGGCAUUGCCACAGUUCUGCAAAGCGAUGAGCAAACUGCCGGUGACUGCGCUCGCCAGGCUCUCAAAGCUCUGGUCCAUGUACGGUCUCCAACACACCCGGCGUAUGAUGGAGACCUUCCAGCAGCUCAUCACUUUCACAGUCAUUAGCAAUGAGUAUGACAGUGAAAAUUUGAUAAAUGACGAUGAGACGGUGGUGGCCGCGACCCAGUGUUUAAAAGUUGCCUUCUACGCGAGUCUCCAAGGUGGCAUCGUGGAUGUGGAGCACAACGACGAGGACGAGGAAGACACCGAGGUAGACGAGAUCACCCUGCAUGAGCUGCUAGGUGAGGAGCAGCUCUAUAAGAAGGGCCCCCGGGUCGAUCCUCUGGAGAAAGAACUUGGUGUCAGAUCUAUAGACGGCAUAAAACCGCUCAUCCCCUUUGAGGAUUUUAUUAACGAGUCAGUAAACGAAGUGGUGGAGAUGGACAAGGAUUUCACGUUCUUCAAGGUCAACGCUGAGACCAAGUUUUCUUUCCAGAGCUGCCCCUUCAUUCUCAACGUCAUCACCAAGAGCCAAGGACUGUACUACGACAACAGGAUCCGAAUGUACAGCGAGCGACGCCUCACGGCCCUCUACAGCAUGGUCCAGGGCCAGCAGCCAAACCCUUAUCUUAAGCUCAAAGUACGCAGAGAUCACAUCAUCGACGACGCCCUCGUCAGACUGGAGAUGAUCUCCAUGGAGAACCCGUCUGACCUGAAGAAGCAGCUGUUUGUUGAGUUUGAGGGGGAGCAAGGUGUAGACGAGGGAGGGGUUUCAAAGGAGUUCUUUCAGCUGGUGUUGGAGGAAAUUUUCAACCCUGACAUAGGGAUGUUCACCUACGACGACGAGACAAAACUUUUUUGGUUCAAUUCAUCCUCACUGGAGAAUGAAGCUCAGUACACUCUCGUCGGACUCGUCCUGGGGCUCGCCAUUUACAACAACUGCAUCCUGGACGUACAUUUCCCGAUGGUUGUCUACAGGAAACUCAUGGGCAAGAAAGGGACCUUUUUGGACCUGUCAGACUCACAUCCAGUUCUCUACCAGAGUCUGAAGGAGUUGCUUGAUUUCACUGGCAACGUCGAGGAAGACAUGAUGCUCACCUUCCAGAUAUCACACAAAGACCUUUUUGGAAGUCCUGUCUUAUAUGACUUAAAGGAGCAGGGAGACCAGAUCCCUGUUACUAAGGAGAAUAGACAGGAGUUUGUGGACCUGUAUACCGAGUACAUACUGAACAAGAGCGUGGAGAGACAAUUCAAAGCCUUCAAGAAAGGUUUCCUAAUGGUCACAAAUGAGUCCCCGCUGAAAUAUUUGUUCAGACCUGAGGAAGUGGAGCUGCUUAUCUGUGGAAGCAGGAAACUCGACUUUGAAGCACUCGAGAAGACAACAGAGUACGAUGGAGGUUAUAGCAAAGAUAGUCAAAUCAUCAAAGAUUUCUGGGAAACGAUCCACUCGUUUGGAGAGGAGCAGAAGAGAUUGUUCCUACAGUUUACCACCGGCACAGACAGAGCGCCGGUCGGCGGUCUUGGCAAAUUAAAAAUGAUCAUCGCUAAGAACGGCUCCGACACAGACAGGUUACCGACCUCUCACACCUGCUUUAAUGCGCUGCUCCUCCCAGAAUACUCCUCCAAGGAAAAACUGAGGGAAAGACUCCUUAAGGCUAUUACCUAUGCCAAAGGAUUUGGGAUGCUGUGACAGCUCCACAAAGAAAGUUGUCUGUGACGGCAUUUUAACAACAAAAACAAAACAAUGAAAAAGGGAGUAUCACAAAAAUGAAACAAAAUGCUGCAAUAACCCUGUGCCUAACCAACCCUUAACAGUCAUACUCCACGGUCGGCCUUUCACUCUGAGGUCUUUUGAAAGCUAGUUUCAUAUCAGUACGUUAGUUUCCCAAAGAGUUUAACAUGGCACUUACUUAUUUUUGUCUUGUGUGUUUUUUGUUUCCGGGCAAACAUGAACAAUAUUUAUGAUUUGUGAAACUGUGAAAGUGCACUUAUACACAUGAUUUUAGUGAUUGCCAGCACAUACAGUAUAUUUAUUGACUUAGUUUGAAUUUUCUUAUGUUUUACAGCUCUUCACGGCGUAGUAGUGUUCAGUCCUCAGGCUGUCUUCCCACAAUUAAGCGGACUGAGCAUAAUGGUGCUCCUCGGUUAUGAUUGUCAUUGAAGAAUAUUGAGGUGAAGCCUUUUGUAUUACUGCUAACACAAAUAGCCUCUCUGACAAGCUUCGAUUUAAAUCCUGUCAGAGUGAGAACAAACUCACCGCUAACCUAAAGGUUAUUUUAAAGUAUUUCUGUGUUGUGCCUGUUGUAUUACAUAGAAAAUGAAUACUGCGUGUCGUGAAGCAGACGACCUGACCAGGCGGUGUGGUUUUCGAUAGCUUGCAAAGGUUUCAAAAUGUACGUACUGACUGGUCGGUUUAGACUUUCACAUCCUGAAAGAAGUGUUUCUCUUCCCUUGGUUUGUUUUGCUAUUUAGUGUUUCUGAUUGCACAUUUGUGAGUGCAACUGCCAAAUGUGCAAUGCCUAUAUAAUGAAAAGAGUCACACGAAAUGUUUUAUUUGGCCAAAUAUCUCAGGUACAUAAAGAAUGUGCAGAUAAUGUGAAACUCUGAUGUAAAGCCAAUGUUAUGCAAAGUAAAUAAAGGUGUAAAAAUACA
Messenger RNA from Larimichthys crocea (large yellow croaker), 3817 nucleotides. It is a transcript of the gene ube3a, whose product is annotated as ubiquitin protein ligase E3A. The record is from RefSeq and is a predicted model, not a curated record. The coding region runs from base 339 to 2855 and encodes 838 amino acids. Gene Ontology annotation, molecular function: ubiquitin protein ligase activity. Lineage: Eukaryota; Metazoa; Chordata; Actinopteri; Sciaenidae. The transcript is spliced from 11 exons. Gene Ontology annotation, biological process: protein polyubiquitination.